CUUUUUUCCUCGUCUUCUUCUUCAGUUGUCGGUUCUUUCAUGUUCUUUGGUCCUUCAGCCUUCUGCAAUUCUUAAGUAUAUUUCAUCUCCCAGCUCGGAAAACAUUUAAAACUACAGGAACUGUAGUAGGGUAUAAGUUCUCUUAAGUAUCAUAACUUGUAGGAGAAAGAGAGAGAGAAGAGUAGUGGGCAGAGAUGAAGGAGAGUGGAGGGAGGAAGCAGGGAGCAGCAGCUCCAUGUGCAGCAUGCAAGCUUCUAAGAAGAAGGUGUGCACAUGACUGUGUUUUUGCUCCUUAUUUCCCUGCCGAUGAGCCCCACAAGUUUGCUAAUGUCCACAAGGUUUUCGGUGCUAGCAAUGUCAACAAGAUGCUUCAGGAACUGCCGGUGCACCAGCGGGGCGACGCCGUCAGCAGCAUGGUCUACGAGGCCAGCGCUAGGAUACGCGACCCCGUAUACGGCUGCGUCGGAGCUAUAUCUUCCCUUCAGCAGCAAAUAGACACCCUUCAAACCCAAUUGGCCUUUGCACAGGCAGAGGUGGUGCACCUUCAAGUGAGGCAGCAGAACGCAUCCGUUUCACAUAAUGGCUUCGGCUCUACAAGCCCAACUAAUAGCGGGUCACCUUCGUCCAAGCACGUCGGCUCACAAGCCAAGCAAAUUUUCGACAUGGAUAUGAUAGUGGACCAGGCUAGCUUGGGUGAGCCCAUGUGGUCAUGCUAGCUUACUUAUCAUAUAGGCUACAUUUUUGUCACCCUAUGCUUAAUUUCCCCCCAGCUAUAAUUCCUAAAUCCUUUCUAUACAACAAUUAGAAUAGAGAAAAUGGGAGGUGGCGCAGCAGCGGUUAGAGUGGCGGCGUCAAGGUUUGAAAAGGGUCUUGCAUUAACA
This is a messenger RNA of Hibiscus syriacus, 881 nucleotides long. RefSeq names its product LOB domain-containing protein 4-like. The record is from RefSeq and is a predicted model, not a curated record. NCBI's taxonomy places the organism in Eukaryota, Viridiplantae, Streptophyta, Magnoliopsida, Malvales, Malvaceae. The transcript has 2 exons. Bases 195 to 716 code for a protein of 173 amino acids.